AUGAUCCAGUCCCGAUGUGCGGUGGACUCCUUGGAGAAGAAGAAGCGGCAUAGGAUCUUUGGUCUGUGCACGGAUGGAGAGGACUUCCGUUGUCUGGAGAUUGACAGCGGACUUAACUGGUCGCGACUGCAUCUCACUUACUCCAAUGAUCUCCAGCAGAUUCUCAAAAUGCUCGCCUUCAUCCAUUUUUGCGUCAGCUGCCGCCUUCCUGCUGAAAAGGAUUGGAGAAAUCCAUUCCUAACAGAAAGACUGUUGCCCGAAGGCUGCGGCGUAAGCUGCGUCACUCGGCCAGCAGAACUGGGACCCAUCGGCACCAAGAGAACACUCGACCACUCCAAGUCACCGACGCCACCACAUGUGGUCCUGCGUAUCGCACCUAAAAUCCCCCUUUGA
This is a messenger RNA of Penicillium bovifimosum, 393 nucleotides long. RefSeq lists its product as uncharacterized. Lineage: Eukaryota; Fungi; Ascomycota; Eurotiomycetes; Eurotiales; Aspergillaceae. The record is from RefSeq and is a predicted model, not a curated record. The coding region runs from base 1 to 393 and encodes 130 amino acids. The transcript is spliced from 3 exons.